AUGAGGAAGAGCAGAAAAAAGUUAAGUCUCAUGAGAGCCUUUGUCGAAAAGCAAGAUCCAUCUUCCAAGGAAGUAGACGAUUUGAUGAUCAGAAGGUUUCUUCGUGCACGCGAUCUCGACAUAGAGAAAGCUUCUACUAUGUUUUUGAAAUACCUGAAAUGGAAACGAACAUUCAUUCCAAACGAAUCGAUUUCGACGUCGGAGAUCCCAAAUGACUUAGCACAGAACAAGAUGUUUAUGCAAGGAAUGGAUAAAAAGGGACGACCCAUCACUGUUGCUUUUGGUGGUAGGCAUUUCCACAACAAAGGUGGUCUAGACGAGUUCCAACGUAUGUUCUUAAAGCCCUUUCUAAAUUUUUUUGAUGUCUUUUACUCACAAGAUAAUGUAGUUCACUCAGUAGAUGUUGAAUUUGAACCUGACAAUUAA
Messenger RNA from Ilex paraguariensis (yerba mate), 426 nucleotides. The record is from the annotation of a GenBank genome assembly. NCBI's taxonomy places the organism in Eukaryota, Viridiplantae, Streptophyta, Magnoliopsida, Aquifoliales, Aquifoliaceae.